UGUCCCUCUCUCCUUUUUAACUCCUUCCUUUCAUACUUCUUUUUUAUUCUUUUUUUUUUUUCCUUUGAUAGUAUGUCCUAUUCAAGAAGGGAUCGCGAUAGUAGAAGACGUGAUGGUGGUUGUAGGCUAUAUGUUGGGAAGAUUAAUCGUUAUGUUCGUCAACGUGACUUGAAGGAUCUUUUUAAUCGUUAUGGUCAUAUCAAGGAUUUAGCACUUAUGGACAAUUAUGGAUUUGUUGAAUUUGAUGAUCCUCGUGAUGCUGAUGAUGCGAUACGUGGAUUGGAUGGCUAUAGACUAGAAGGUGAUCGCAUACAAGUGGAAUUUGCGAAAAAGUCAAGGUAUUCUGAUCGUGGUGAUCGUGGUGACCGUGGUGACCGUAGUGAACGCGGCCGUGAUCGUGAUCGUGAACGCUGUUGUUAUAACUGUGGGGAAAUUGGUAAAUUUGCUAGAGAAUGUUCUUUGCCAAAGGGUAGUGGUGAACGUGCUCAAAGAUUCUCAGAAAAUCGUUGCUUUGAAUGUGGUGAACCUGGUCACAGAGCUCAAGAUUGCCCUACUCGUCGCAAUGGUGGUGAUAUGAGUGGUCGUUCCAAGAGAUAUAGAUCUCGAUCUCGGUCUCCUCGUCAUGAUCGUCGCCAUGAACGUAGUCGCCGUCAUCGAUCAUACUCACGCUCUCCAUCUCCUCGUCGAUCUCGAUCUCCUUCACAACCACGUCGCCAUCGGUCUCCUACACCGCCCUCACGACAACGGGAAGAACGUGAAGAUUCACCAGAAAGAAGCAACGGUAUUAGUCCUCGACGCUCACUUAGUAGAAGCCCUUUAGUAGAAAGAGAAUGAUUUAGUUAUGGUUAGAUGUUGAUAUUUCAUUUUUAUUAUUACAUAUUAUCUUUUUUUAUACUGUGUUGUCAAUAAAAUUUAUUUUUUGAUGUCUACA
Messenger RNA from Halteromyces radiatus, 931 nucleotides. RefSeq lists its product as uncharacterized. Lineage: Eukaryota; Fungi; Mucoromycota; Mucoromycetes; Mucorales; Cunninghamellaceae. Gene Ontology annotation, molecular function: zinc ion binding; RNA binding. The record is from RefSeq and is a predicted model, not a curated record. The transcript has 9 exons. Bases 73 to 834 code for a protein of 253 amino acids.